Messenger RNA from Poeciliopsis prolifica (blackstripe livebearer), 2579 nucleotides. It is a transcript of the gene zcchc8, whose product is annotated as zinc finger, CCHC domain containing 8. Gene Ontology annotation, molecular function: RNA binding; zinc ion binding. The coding region runs from base 80 to 2233 and encodes 717 amino acids. Gene Ontology annotation, cellular component: catalytic step 2 spliceosome. The record is from RefSeq and is a predicted model, not a curated record. The transcript is spliced from 14 exons. Lineage: Eukaryota; Metazoa; Chordata; Actinopteri; Cyprinodontiformes; Poeciliidae.
UUGACGUCUAUUAAACUGAAAUACGUGACUGGGAUUAUAUGAGCGAAUCCAGUCAGAACACGUGACAGGAGAAGAACCAAUGAACGCACAAAAACGGUUCGUUUCACGACCGAACUUCCGUUUAGCUAGCGCUGAAAGGCUAAAAAUGGCCGAAGUUGAUUUCGGAGACAGUGAGCUUUUCCAGCAACUCGAGGACUCUGUCCCACCGGUCUCCAGACACAUUCACUUCACACAGGACGAUGGAGAAAACGAAGAGGCGAGCGAGCUCCGGAGCAGGCUGGAAGAGUGCGAAGAUAAUAUCGAGAGGCUUUCGGAGGAAAAUAAAGUAUUAAGGCGGAAGCUCAAUAUCCUGACACGACCGAGCGGCAUCACAGUGGAAGAUAUCAACAUCGACGGGCCACUUCUUCAAAUCCUCUUCACCAACAAUAUUAUAUCAAAACAAUGUCGCCAAGAAAUCGAAGACUGCAUCUGCAGUGUCAUUUUGAAGCACCAGAAACCAGGAGAUGAAAAGAAGAUAUCAGUGUUUCACAUGAAACCACAGAAUUCAGCUUUUGCGUUGGAUGAAGAUCCUGAGAAGUUGUCUUCCAGUAGUGUGAGAACUACAACAGAAGCCUUUAAAGUUGUUGGGAGUGUUUUAUAUUUUUCUACCUUCAGUGUUGACAAACUUGGACAGCCUCUGGUGAAUGAAAACCCCCAGCUGACUGAUGGAUGGGACGUUCCAAUCUACCAGCAGGUUUAUAACCAAGUUGUUGGAACAGAUGGAUUAGAAAUGGAAAUUAAAAACAAAAGACCCAAGUCUAUGUGUUUCAACUGUGGCUCCAGCGCUCAUCAGCUCAGAGAUUGUCCCCAGCCUAAAGAUAUGGCUGCGAUAAACGAAAGAAGAAAAGCGUUUAAUCAGAACCAGGUCACUCAGAGCAACCAACGUUACCAUGCUGAUGAAGUCGAGGAGCGCUUCGGGAAAUUCAAGCCUGGAGUCUUAAGUGAGGAGCUGUUAGCAGCACUGGGAGUAGCCGGUAACACCCUCCCUCCUCUAAUUUAUCGAAUGAGGCAGCUGGGUUAUCCACCAGGUUGGCUCAAAGAGGCAGAGAUGGAAAACUCUGGCUUAUCACUCUAUGAUGGAAAUGUAUCAAAUGAUGAUGUCGGCAGCACUUCACAAAACAUUUCUUACGAUGUUUCCAAACUGGUGGAUUUCCCUGGCUUUAAUGUGCCUGCACAUCAAAUUAAAGAUGAGUUUAUGCAUUAUGGUUCGAUUCCAAUGCAGACCAGCCACAUGAAGCAAAACUAUGCAGCCUACCUUUCCAGCAACUUCCCUAAGCCUGGUGGCUCCUGCAACAAAAGGCGACAAGAGUUUGACUCAUCCCCUCCUCUCAAAAAGAAGACUAAGUCCAGCCCAGAUCAAAACUCAAACAGGAGCUCGGAUAUGGACAUUGAAUCAGAUCCAGGGACACCAUAUUCAUAUCGAGCUGGUGACUUCCAGUUCCAACCACCCCUACCUCCAAACUCCCCUUGCUACAGCUCACCUCCUCCAUUACCUCUGGGCACUCCUCCCUCCACGCCUACUCGCCCACCUCUCCCAAAAGGGACGCCUCCACUGACUCCCACCAACGGCUCUCCAGCUCUGCAGAGACGGGAAGUGCCGCUAGCAGAUGAGACUGUCGAGGCAGCAGAAGACGAUCUGACUCUGGAGGAACUAGAAGAGCAGCAGAGGCUGAUCUGGGCGGCUCUGGAAAAUGCUGACACAGCCACAAAUAGUGACAGUGGGACACCGGGUUUAGGUACACCUGUUCCCAGUUCGCCCAGUACUUCCACACCAGCACACAUUGACACAGAAAUGGAAGAUGUUGAUGAGAAGCCAGACAAGGUGAGACCUGCUGAAUCUUGCUGUGACAGUGAGGAUCAAAAGAAACCGGCUGUACAAGAGAGUUCGACUCCAAUCUACUGGCCCAUAAAAGUAGACGACGAAAGUCCUCAGAGCCCUGAUGUAGAGUCUGUCAAACUCCAAGAUGACAGCCCUGACAGGCAAAAUGCAGAGAUCCUCAAUGAGGGGGCUGGAGAUGUUUUGUCUAGUCAUGAGAAGAUCAUAGCUGUUCCUCAUCGGAGCAAAUUUGCAGCCGGCAUUGUUCAAUUUGAAGACACCCCUGAAUACACGGAAGUAGCUGAAGCUACUGGAACGUACCUGAAAAUCAGAGACUUACUAAAAGGUUCCCCUCGAAGCUUGUCAAAGAGAAAAUGAAAUGUUUCAUAUUGAUUCAGAACACAACAUGGACAUUUUAAAACCAAAAUAUCUCAUCCUCACUAAACUUGAUCAUUUUUUCAUCUGUAAGGCUACAGGCAGUUUAAAUUUCUGCUGCAGUAACAUAACCUUUUUGUAUGUUUUUUAAUUUUUUUAUGUAAAUCGGUAUAGUGUUUCAUUUUUAUAUGGUCAUGUUUAAGUGACUUUUUUUCUUGUCAAAUUUGGAUUGCUUUGAAGGUCUUAAGUAAACAUUCUUGUGUUCUCACUUUCUGUCUAUAUUUUACUUUUUUGCUGACAUUUUUACUGGGAUGAAUAAAUGGUUACAAAGGAACUGAACCACCAGUCA